AUGGGCUCAGCCGUUUCUAAGCCCGUACCGCUCAGCGAGAAGGCUUCUUCGGCCGAAAGAGAGACUGAUAUGACCGAACAAGCAUCAUGGGAAUCAUCCUUACCGCCGUACUCGGCCCAGGAAAGAGUCGUACCUCUGACACUUCCACGCAUAAAUGAUUGGAACCAGACCCUGCUGAGCGAUCCAAAGAACCGCCUGGCGAUUUCAAGUUUCGCAGACCACUCUUUUGCAGACAUCCUCAUCAAUCACAACGCCCUUCAACGCGAUCAGCACAUCUUUAACCUGACCGUACCGGUGGAAGGCACACCCAUCACGAACCAGCGGUCCUCCGGACGCUGCUGGAUCUUCGCCGCGACCAAUAUCUUCCGUCUGCUGCUGAUUAAAGCCUACCAACUAAAAGACUUCGAGCUUAGUCAGGCGUAUCUUUUCUAUUGGGACAAGAUUGAGAAAGCGAAUUGGUUCUUCGAGCAGAUCAUCGCUACCGCCCACGAGGAUCUCUCUAGCCGGUUGGUACAGAAACUAUGCCAAGAUCCAGUCUCUGAUGGUGGCCAAUGGGAUAUGGUAGUCAACCUGGUGCAAAAAUACGGAUUGGUUCCGCAAGCACUCUAUCCGGAUGCCUAUCAUGCGCAGAAUAGUGCGAAGAUGAACUGGCUCCUUACCACUAAGCUGCGAGACCAGGCCUUCGUCCUUCGCGAAUUGGCAGCUAAAGACCCGCAAUCGGUAGCCGCUGCGAAGGAGCAAUUUCUGCAGGAAAUCCACUCGCUGGUUACCCUCCUCUUGGGACCUCCGCCGAGCCCGGACAAAAAGUUCGUCUGGCAAUUCUCCGACGCUAGCGGAAGAGCUCGUGAAGUGCAAUUGACACCGAUAGAAUUCGCUCAGCAAGCCUUCCGCCCUCGAUCGAUCUCUCGAGGCCAUCCAACUGUCAGCACAGGGCGGCUGUUCAGUCUAGUUAACGAUCCGCGACACGAGUUCAACCGGUUGCUGACCAUUGAGAGACUCGGGAACGUGGUAGAAGGGAGGCCUAUCACAGAUGCAUACGCUCAAGAAUGCAAUCAUCGCGAUGCUCAGAGCUGGAUACCCAGUCUUUUUGGCUGCGACGUGGGCAAGUUCUACGAUCGCGACCGUGGAGUCUUGGAUACCGACCUCACCGAUCUCGCGCUCGGAUUCAAUAUCACGCUGAGUAUGAGCAAGGCCCAGCGGGUUGCUAGUGGUGCUUCCUCAAUGACCCACGCUAUGGUCAUCACGGGUGUGCAUCUAGACGGCGACCGGCCGGUUCGAUGGCGCGUGGAGAAUUCUUGGGGCGAGAAGGUUGGAAAGGAUGGGUGGUUUGUCAUGACCGAUCGAUGGAUGGAUGAGUAUACUUUCCAGGCCGUUGUUGACUUCAACUUCGUCUCGACCGACGUACAAGCUAUUCUAGAGCAAAGUCCGAAGGUUUUGCCUCGGUGGGAUCCUAUGGGGGUGCUUGCCUGA
Messenger RNA from Penicillium crustosum, 1470 nucleotides. RefSeq names its product C1 family peptidase. Lineage: Eukaryota; Fungi; Ascomycota; Eurotiomycetes; Eurotiales; Aspergillaceae. Gene Ontology annotation, biological process: response to toxic substance; L-homocysteine catabolic process; proteolysis. The record is from RefSeq and is a predicted model, not a curated record. The transcript has 4 exons. Gene Ontology annotation, cellular component: cytoplasm. Gene Ontology annotation, molecular function: cysteine-type aminopeptidase activity. Bases 1 to 1470 code for a protein of 489 amino acids.